This is a messenger RNA of Fonsecaea erecta, 531 nucleotides long. RefSeq lists its product as hypothetical. The transcript has a single exon. NCBI's taxonomy places the organism in Eukaryota, Fungi, Ascomycota, Eurotiomycetes, Chaetothyriales, Herpotrichiellaceae. Gene Ontology annotation, biological process: attachment of spindle microtubules to kinetochore. The record is from RefSeq and is a predicted model, not a curated record. Gene Ontology annotation, cellular component: DASH complex; spindle microtubule. The coding region runs from base 1 to 531 and encodes 176 amino acids.
AUGGCCACUCUCGGUCCGGCUGUCUCCUCCCUCCGCUCUUCCAUCUCCCUUCUCGAAUCCAGCAUCUCGAUCCUCGACGAAGGCGUCUCCGACUUCCCUCGACUGUGCAAGGUCCUCCAGACGCAACAACACUUCGAACUCCUGCCCGAACCCACGCUCCGCGAAGCUCAGCAAUCGCUCGUCGAUGAGAUCGUGCCGGCUAUCAACCAGCUCCUAUCCACGGCGGAGAACUACAUCAACCAAUUGGGCCGAAGAGAAGAGAGUCUCAAGGCGAGAUCCGAACUGCUCGAAGGCAGGCUGAAUAGCAGCAGGCGAAGGACGUCAAGUUUCGGUGGCAACAACGGUGUUCGGUCCUUCCACAACACGAAGUCAGGUCAGUCUGCGGCGCCCUUGACCGACGCCAAGGUGUUGGAGAUGAAGCGUCUCCAGCAAAAGAAAGAGAGACUGCAGUAUGCCAUUGAGCGGUUGGAGCUGCAGAGCAAACAACGAGAAAGGGAAUUGAGAAAGAGUAUGGCUAUCGUAACAGAGUGA